AUGCCAGAUUACGAGCUGAAAGGAAAUCUCCGAAUGCGGGAUGAGUCUGAUCCAGAAGUUGAAGCAAGGCCCCAAAGAAUCCCUAAAACUGUCAUGGUGACUGGCGCGAAUCGAGGUAUUGGCUUGGGAUUGGUCCAACAUUUUCUGGAAUAUGAUGCAAUUGAAAUUCUUAUUGCCACAUGUCGAAAUCCGGAAAAAGCGGAAGAAUUGAACAAGCUGAAAGGUGAUAAAAGACUAUAUAUCAUUGCGAUGGAUGUGGAUGAUGAUGAAUCUAUCAAGAAAGUUUUCGAGGAAGUUUCCGAAUUGGUGUCUUCCAAUGGACUGAAUGUACUGAUCAACAAUGCUGGAAUUCUGCUGCCAUAUGAAGUCGAUGGGCAAAUUUGUCGGAAGACAAUGUUGAAACAGUUGGAGACCAAUUCUGUUUCGGUGGCGAUUGUGACUCAAACAUUUCUUGGGCUUCUCAAAAAGGCAUCGAGCAAUGUGAGUGGAGAGGAUGUGAGAAUUGAUAGGGCAGCAAUCAUCAACAUUUCAUCGACUAUGGCUUCGAUUGAAAAGAAUGAUGGGUGCUUUUCAGGACCAAUGACAGCGUACCGAAUGAGCAAAUCUGCUCUGAACUCGUUCUCUCGUCAAUCAUACAUGGAACUCUCAAAGUACAACAUUCUCGUUGUUUCUUUCUGUCCUGGAUGGGUUCGUACUGAUAUGGGUGGAGAAAAUGCGGAUAUCGAUGUAAAUGAAUCCACUCGAACACUUUCUGCUAACAUUCUUCGUCUGGAUUCCCGAAACAAUGGAUUGUACUUCGAUAGAUUUUUACAUCCGAUCCCAAACUGA
Molecule: messenger RNA, 828 nt
Organism: Caenorhabditis briggsae
Lineage: Eukaryota; Metazoa; Nematoda; Chromadorea; Rhabditida; Rhabditidae
Exons: 2
Coding region: 1-828 (275 amino acids)
Source: RefSeq, a predicted model, not a curated record